This is a messenger RNA of Lepidothrix coronata (blue-crowned manakin), 2196 nucleotides long. It is a transcript of the gene RELL2, whose product is annotated as RELT like 2. The transcript is spliced from 9 exons. Gene Ontology annotation, biological process: positive regulation of p38MAPK cascade; positive regulation of cell-substrate adhesion. The record is from RefSeq and is a predicted model, not a curated record. Bases 736 to 2100 code for a protein of 454 amino acids. Lineage: Eukaryota; Metazoa; Chordata; Aves; Passeriformes; Pipridae.
GGCCGGGACCCGCGGGCACCGCGGGACGGGACAGUUCCUGCAGGAACGCUACUCCCCCUGUGUGGGUUUCCAUUCGGAAUACCAGUUCCUGAGCAUGGAGCAAGGAUCAUAGGAUGGUUUGGUUGGAAGGGACCUUAAAGCUCAUCUUGUUCCAACCUUCAGAGGAGACCCAGGACCCUGCUGGGGUCACUCGGAGCAGCCACCCAGCACGGUGGGCACCGAGUCCAGCACCCACCACCGGAAAAAAAUUUAAAGGACUUAAGUUUAAAGGAUUUAAGUUUAAAGUAUAUAAUUUUAAGGGAUUUGAACGUGCUGCACAACACGGAUGUGCUGGGAACUCAUGGAACACGGUGACGUCUCGGUGUGACGGUUGUCCUGUCACUGCCCCUCAAGCUGCUGCCACCAGAUAACGCCCAGCCGGGGACACGGAGCCACCCGGGGAAGCACGUCCCAACACCCAUCUGGGGGAACAGGGUGAGGAAGGGAGAAACACAUCCCUGCUUCCAGCCAGGAUCCCUCUGCUGGCUGACCUCCCUUCUGGAAGCCGGUUGCUGCUCCGGGCAUCUUCACGGCUCUUGGAGCAGAGCAAGGGAAGCAUCAGAGCAGGAUAUUUUUAGAUGCACUUUGUGCUCAGAGAGCAAAACCACACUGUGGUUUAACGGCCAUCAGCUGCUGGGCAUGUUGGGAAAGCUGAAAUAAGGGCUCAGGAUUCAGGGAGAUGUUGGACACCAUGGGAUGGAGCAGCUUUGCAGACACGACGGCGAUUUUUGGGCUGAGCAUUGCAGCGGAGACCCCCGGAGGAGUCUGCCUGUGGGAUUCCAGGAUCCGGGCAAUCCUGCCUGUUUAGCUGCCACGUGGACAGUCAGCGGGGCCGGGGUGGCCCAUCCCCUGAGCGGGUGCAUUCCCAUUGUUUGUGGGGUGACAUUGGCUCCGAUGGCUGCGGAGGAGGUGUGGGAAGAGAGCGGACGAGAGAUCCGCAUGUCAGACCAGAACAGCACCGACGAUGGGGAGUCAGACCCCCAGCACAGCCUGUCUAUGGUCUUCCUCCUCGUCCUGGUCUUCUUCAUCAUGGGGCUGGUGGGUUUCCUGAUCUGCCAUGUCCUGAAGAAGAAGGGUUACCGGUGCCGGACCUUCCGGGACGAUCUUGACCCAGAUAACAAAGAUGUGCUGGCAGAGCUCCAGGACAAUGAAGAGGAGGAGCUGAACGAGGACACCGUGGAGAAGAUCGUGAGAUGCAUCAUACAAAACGAAGCAAAUGCAGAGGCUCUCAAGGAGAUGCUGGGGGAAAAUGAAGGGGACAUCCCAGUGCCAGUGAGCCUUUGUCCCCACAGCCAGGAUGGGGGCCCACCACACCACCACACGGUGCACCUGGGCUCCACACAGGCCCCCUGCAUCCACUGUAGCCGCAGGAAGAGGCCCCCGCUGCAGCGACAGGGACGGUCCAAGGAGGGCAAAGGCCGGAUGCAUCCCGGAGAGACCACCGUCUUCUCAGUGGGCAGGUUUCGCGUCACACACAUCGGGAAGAAACCCGCUGUCCAAGAGCAGCAGGACGGCCCCCUGCCCGACGGCAGCCGGGAGCUGAGCACGGAGGAGCUGGAGCACAGCAGCGACCGGCUCCAGCGGGAGCGGGCCCUCAAUGGGACUGUCCCCACGGGGGGCCUGCAGAACGGAGACAUCCAGAGCGGCAAAGGUGUGGAGCAGAGCCUCUCCACCACCCCGGCCCCCAACACACCAGCCAGCUCUGGCACUCGCGACAGCCGUCGAGCGGGCACGGGGUCCGGCAAGGCGGGCUCGCCGCAGGAUGCCGGCACUGCUCCCGGGAGCGGGAGCCGCCAGAGGAGGCUCCUGAGCCAUCCGGCGCUGGGAGGGUCGAGUCCCAGCAUCCCGGGAGAGCUGGCGCGGGAAGGAGCUGGCAUGUGCCUGGAGGAGGUCGGACUGGGGUCGGCAGAUGAAGUGUCGGAUAUUCACGGGAGCCUGAGUCUGCACGAACAGGCUGAGGAGUUGGGGAGAGACGACAGCAGCAGGAGACAGCCUGGAGCAGAGGACGAGGAGCAGCAGGAGCCCAGCGCCGCGGAGAAGGACUGGAGAUCAACGGUGUGACCUCCUCUCCGCUCCCGGCUGGAGCGUGGACAGGAGGCGCGCAGCCCCCGGCCCCCACGCCGGGCGGGGGGCUCUGCCGUGGGGCAGCCGCGGGGC